Molecule: messenger RNA, 2329 nt
Organism: Carya illinoinensis
Lineage: Eukaryota; Viridiplantae; Streptophyta; Magnoliopsida; Fagales; Juglandaceae
Product: 9-cis-epoxycarotenoid dioxygenase NCED2, chloroplastic-like
Exons: 1
Coding region: 127-1878 (583 amino acids)
Biological process (GO): carotene catabolic process
Cellular component (GO): chloroplast stroma
Molecular function (GO): carotenoid dioxygenase activity
Source: RefSeq, a predicted model, not a curated record
UUCUCUUCAAAACUCGCCUCUUCCUCUCUUCUCUUCUCUUCUCUUCUCUCUCUCUCUUUCUCGCAAACCAAACCGAUUAUUUAGAACCUCCCGUCUUCAGUCAUCUGAGAGACUGCACCCAAAGCCAUGACUGCUGCUUCAACUGCACCCAACUCUAGCAGUUGGGCUGCCCAGAUGCCUCGCCUCACUGAUUUGGGCUUUCCAUCGUGGUCUAUCUACACGAAGAAGCCCAACAAUAGUAGAGCAAGCAUUGUCAAAAGCGUAAACAGUGCUUUACACUCUCCUUCGGUACUUCAUUUCCCAAAACAGAGCUGCCACCAACCUCCUCCACAGUGGAAUUUGCUACAAAGAGCUGCUGCCAUGGCCUUGAACAUGGCCGAAGGCGUGUUGCUCUCGCUUGAGCGCCAACACCCACUUCCCAAAACCUCGGACCCAAAAGUUCAGAUUGCAGGAAAUUUCGCUCCCGUACCCGAACAACCUGCUCUGCACUCACUUCCGAUCACCGGCACAAUCCCCGACUGCAUCAACGGCGUUUACCUCCGAAACGGAGCCAACCCUCUAUUUGAACCUGUCUCUGGCCACCACUUCUUCGACGGCGACGGCAUGGUUCACGCCGUCACCAUUCAUGGCCACUCCGCCAGCUACGCGUGCCGGUUCACCAAGACACAAAGAUUCGUCCAAGAAAAAAAACUCGGCCAUCCGGUCUUCCCAAAGGCCAUAGGUGAGCUCCACGGACACUCUGGUAUCGCACGCCUUCUUUUAUUCUACGCUCGAGGGCUUUCCGGACUUUUGGACAAUAACCAUGGCACCGGCGUCGCCAACGCCGGGUUAGUGUACUUCAACGAGAGAUUGCUCGCCAUGUCGGAGGACGACUUGCCAUAUCAGGUAAGAGUCACUACCUCCGGGGACCUUGAAACCGUAGGCCGAUACAAUUUCGAUAACCAGCUCAAGUCCACCAUGAUUGCUCACCCAAAGGUCGACCCAGUUUCCAAAGAGCUCUUUGCUCUCAGCUACGACGUUAUCCAGAAACCGUACCUCAAGUACUUCAAAUUUUCUCCCGAUGGAAAGAAGUCCCCGGACAUUGAAAUUCAAGUGCCGGUACCUACCAUGAUGCAUGACUUUGCAAUCACCGAGAACUUUGUGGUGAUUCCAGAUCAACAGGUGGUGUUCAGGCUCGACGAGAUGAUUAGAGGUGGCUCUCCCGUGAUUUACGACAAGGACAAGAAGUCCCGGUUCGGAAUUCUCGCAAAAAAUGCCCGUAAUGCUACAGAUAUUUUCUGGGUCGAGUCCCCAAACACAUUUUGCUUUCACUUGUGGAAUGCCUGGGAGGAACAGGAGUCUGAAGAGAUCGUGGUAAUCGGCUCAUGCAUGACACCGCCGGACUCCAUUUUUAAUGAAUGCGAUGAGAGCUUGAAAAGUGUGCUCUCUGAAAUCAGGUUCAAUUUGAAGACUGGAGAGUCGGCGCGGAGAUCAAUAAUUUCGGCCUCCGAGCAUGUGAACCUAGAGGCCGGGAUGGUGAACCGGAACAAACUUGGGAGGAAAACAAGGUACGGUUACCUUGCCAUUGCUGAACCGUGGCCAAAAGUGUCCGGGUUCGCCAAGGUCGAUCUUUCAACUGGGGAGGUAAAGAAGUAUAUAUACGGCGAUAAAAGGUACGGCGGAGAGCCAUUUUUCUUGCCAAGAGACCCCCAUUCAGAAAGGGAAGAUGAUGGGUAUAUUCUUACUUUCGUCCACGACGAGAGGACAUGGAAAUCCGAGCUUCAGAUUGUGAACGCCACGAAUUUACAGAUAGAAGCUUCAGUAAAGCUACCUUCGAGGGUGCCGUAUGGUUUUCAUGGCACGUUUAUAGACUCAAAGGACUUGACAAACCAGGCGUAGAGGACCGCAAUGAAUGACCACCGUAUGAUCCCCGGCCAGUCUUGGAGAUUAUUCCCCGAAUAAUCUACUGCGUGCAAUUCGUUUUCAAAACCUUACAACCUUUUCCUUCUGGUCAUUUUUUUACUCGAUCGUUUUGAUGGGGACUCAGCUAAUUGAAGUUUUUGGAACGAAGGUAGCUAGCUAGUUUUCGAGCUCAGCUGGUUUCCGUUUGCUUUUGGAUUCAUCGUCUAUGGUGUGUAUCGAGAUCGAUCGAUAUAUGAUCUGCCUCCUUAGAUCUUCCUCUUGUUAAGUACGUCCGGCCCACAGCUUGCAAAUAGUACUUAUAGUAAUCUAGUAAUUAUAGUAAUCUUGUACGUACGUACGUGUUGUGUUUACUCAUGUGGAUCGAUGUUCUACAUUAACGGAGCUUUGUUUUUUGCUUGAAAAUAUAUACUGCAUAAAUCUCCAUGUU